Molecule: messenger RNA, 1680 nt
Organism: Enterobius vermicularis (human pinworm)
Lineage: Eukaryota; Metazoa; Nematoda; Chromadorea; Rhabditida; Oxyuridae
Source: the annotation of a GenBank genome assembly
AUGGCUCCACUGGAAUCAAAAGAAGCUGGAUCUGAAAAAAGCCUAACUGAUUGUCAGUCCGACAUAGAAAUGUGUACAUUAGGUGGAAAUCAGGAUAAGAGGGUAGAGAAGAAACGUAUGGAGGACUUUGUUGAACUUGGCUGGUAUAUUGUACUUAUCUGCUUGGCUGCUGAAAUUAGCGUUCUAUGCAAUGGAAGCAAUAUUUUUUUUAUGAUUUAUGCAGGUGCUGGACCAAAAGUUGUAGAUGGUGAAAGUAGUAGCGGAAACACUUUUAACUUUAGUGGCUGUGCUGAUAUUACUGCAAAUCGAACAGGGGAGCAAACCACCAAAUUAAUGGAGUAUCAGUUUCGUUCAGUGAACGUUGAGUUUAAUCUGCUCUGUGACGACAUACAGUAUGUUAAACACAGUAUCUCCGUGCAAAUGAUCGGUGUUUUGGCUGGAGCUGCUUGUUUUGGACAAAUAAGCGACUCGUUUGGCAGGCGAUUCGUCGGCAGUUUUAUAUUUUUACCAAUAUUACUUUUGAAAAAUUUUCCGGCAUUGUUUUACAAAUUUUUGAUAUCAACAGUUCACCGAGUGGCUACUAUUAUGCUAAGCUUGGUAGGAGUAAUCGUCACAUGCUUUAUAACUUCUUUUACUAAUUCAUUGCUAACCUUUACAAUUUGGCGAACAAUUUCUGGGAUUUUCACUGGUGGAAAUUUAGUUGUACUUUUCGUUUUCAACACAGAACACAUCCCAAAAAGACAUCGUGGUUGGAUCACAGGCUUGAUUACUUGGUCACCAAACGCUAUUAUCAAUGCAGGAAUAGCAUAUUUAAGUGGAGAUUGGCGAACACUGUGUAGAAUGAUUAGUUUGAUUGGUCUGCCAGGAUUACUUUUGUACUGCUUUAUUCGUGAAAGUCCUCAGUGGUGUCUUCAGAAAGGCAAAUUUGAUGAGGUCGAAAAGACAAUUCUAACAAUGCGAUCGAUAAACAGAUCAAAGGAAAGCAAUACGAAAGUGCUACAAGAAAUUAAAGAAAUGAUUGAUUACGAAAAUAAACAGAAUCGUUUCCUAAAGAGCACUAGACUUUCCUUGCUAAGAUUUACAGUUCUGAAAUUUUUUAGUGCUACGUUAAGUUUGAUCAACUACGGCUUACUCUUUCACAUGGAGAAACUGUCUGGAUCCAUUUAUUGGAAUAAUGUCUUCUUUGGGGCAUUUCGGUGGCUUGUAAAUAUUUUGUUCGGUCAAUUGGAUUUUUUCAUCAAGUCGUUUGGAAGAAAACCGGCACAGUUUGUCACUUCCGCCUAUAUUAUAACUGCUUUGGGAAUAAUAAUUGUGGUCCAUGUAAAAGACUCUGUAUCCUCGAAUGGAAUAAUUGUGCGACUUACGACACUCAGCGCUGCUGCUCUUUGUUCUCAGGGUUAUAUAACCAAAACUUUGGCUACCAUAGAGUUAUUUCCAACAGCAAUUAGGAAUUUGGCUAGCUCAUUUAUGGGAACAAUGAGUCGGGUUGGCAUAAUUUUUGCUCCACAAAUUUUUAUACUGAGUUCGUACUGGCCUGCACUACCGUAUGUUGUUAUGUGCGCAAUGGCGCUUGUAGACUUGACUGCUUUCAUGUGCGUGAUAACUGAAAGUAAAGGUAAGCCACUGGUGGAUCACUUGCCAACGAAGGAGAAAAAGAAGAGGACUGUUCGAAAGCUUUGA